GCGCCUGCUCCGGAGCCGGCAGCGGGGAGGAGGCGGCGAGCCCCGCGCCCGGCCCUGCCGAGCCUCCCCCUCGAGCUCCCCCGCACCCGCGGGAGGACGGAGCUGCGGGGUCCUGCCCGCCCUCCGCCCUGCCAAUGCUCCAUGGCCACAGCAGGGUGCUAAGCAAUAUUAGAGGAAAACGACAUUAAGACUUAUAAUUUCCACACAGCUGGUUGGAAAAGCAGUUGUCACUGCCUUCCUGGUGCAGCAUGGCAUUUGGACUUGGUGUUCUCUGCCUGUUACUAUGGGCAAUAACAGGUUCCAGUUGUGAGCAGUGCAGAGAAGGAGCCACGUACUCAGGUGCAGUAAUAUCUCCCAACUUAGAAACCACUAAAAUUAUGCGAGUUCCUCAUGCUAUGUCAGUGUCUGACUGCAUUGCAGCAUGUUGUGACCUCUCUGGUUGUGACUUGUCCUGGAUGUUUGAACGACGCUGUUACGUUGUGAACUGCCAACACAAAGAGAAUUGUGAACCUAAAAAAAUUGAAACUGUGAAGUCCUAUCUUACUUUUGUGCUGAAGCCUUCUCAGAGGCCAGCCUCGCUGCUAGGAUUUGGGCAAGUGAUCCCAAGCAUGAUCCACUCUGUGGGACUCCAGAAUGAGCCAUCUGAGGAAGUGAGUAGCCUGAAGGAUUUGUCUCUGCUUGGUAAAGAUCCCAGCCUUGAGGAGAUACCUGAAUACACUGAUGAUUAUAAAGAGUUGGAGAAGGACCCCUUUCAGGUGAGCAUCAAACAUGAGCAGAAGGAGAGCACAGAUUAUGCUGAUUGGAGCCUGAUGGUGGCAGGUGAAAAUGGCUUCAACUCUUCUAUGGGAGAUGAUGGAGAUAACCAGGAAAACUUUGCUGAAAGGAAAGGAGGAGUUAGCAAGGUGGAAAGCCUUCUGAAUAAAAACAGCUCUGAAUUUAACUCUGUCACUGAACACUCCAUAGAGAGGUUGUCGUCUGUCACAGAGGUUGCACUGUUCCCUGGGAAGACAUUUGAAAGCGAAGCAGCUGUUCAGCCUCUCUCACAACCUGAUGAUCCUUUGCAAAAAGAGGCUGCCACACCUUCUCCUUCUUCAGACAAACUGAAUUUCUCCCCAGGUGUGUCAGAGACAACCCAGACCCCCACAAUGGCCCCAGAGAAUGCCACUGAAGGUGGGAUCAUGCAACUUCCCACUAAUACUGUGUCAUCUGAGCCUAUGCAGCAAUUCACACCACCUGCUACUGCUGCUAAAGCAGAUACAGUAAAAGAACUUACUGUGUCUGCUGGAGAUAACAUACAAGUGAUGCUACCCAAAAAUGAGGUUGAACUGAAUGCCUUUGUUGUCCCGCCACCGCCUACAGAAACAGCCUACACCUACGAGUGGAGCUUGAUCAGUCACCCUGCUGACUCUGGUGGCGAAAUGGAGCAUAGGCACAGCCAGACCCUGAAGCUCUCUCAUUUAUCAGUGGGACUUUAUGCCUUCAAAGUGACAGUUUCAGGUGAAAGUGCAUUUGGUGAAGGUUUUGUAAACGUCACAGUCAAACCAGCAGUCAGAGUCAACCAGCCACCUGUUGCCAUUGCUUCACCUGAAGUACAAGAAGUUUCUUUGCCUACAACUUCUACUUUCAUUGAUGGCAGUCAAAGUGUAGAUGAUGUGAAGAUAGUGAGUUACCACUGGGAGGAAAUUAAAGGUCCACUGCGAGAACAGAAGGCAUCUGCUGACACACCUGUCUUGCACUUGUCUAACCUUGUUCUUGGAAAUUACACUUUCAGACUCACAGUGAUCGAUUCAGAUGGAGCAGCUGACUCCACCAUUGCAUCUCUGACUGUCAACAAACCAGUGGAUUACCCACCUAUUGCCAAUGCAGGACCUAAUCAGGCAGUCACCUUGCCCCAGAACUUCAUCACGCUGAAUGGAAACCAGAGCAGCGAUGACCAUGAAAUUGUCAGCUAUGAGUGGUCGCUCAGUCCCAAAAGCAAAGGCAAGGUUGUAGCGAUGCAGGGAGUGCGGACGCCGUACCUCCAGUUAUCUGCAAUGCAGGAAGGAGAUUAUACGUUUCAGCUGACUGUCACAGACUCUGCAAGGCAGCGGUCCACGGCUGAGGUCACACUGAUCGUACAGCCUGAAAAUAACAGUCCUCCAGUAGCAGUGGCUGGCCCUGACAAGGAAUUGACCUUCCCAGUGGAGAGUGCUACGCUGGAUGGAAGCAAAAGCCAAGAUGACCAAGGCAUUGUCUUCUACCAUUGGGAAAAUAUCAGUGGACCAAGCUCUGUACAGAUGGAAAAUGGUGACAAAGCAAUAGCAACUGUGACUGGUCUUCAGGUUGGUACCUACCGCUUCAGACUGACCGUGAAAGACCAACAGGGCUUAAGCAGUGCAUCCAUGCUGUCUAUUACUGUGAAGGAAGAAAACAACAGUCCACCCCAGGCACAUGCCGGUGGGAAGCAUGUUCUAGUGCUUCCAAAUAACUCUGUUACCUUGGAUGGCUCAAGGUCUGCUGACGACCAGGGGAUUGUGUCAUAUUUGUGGAUUCGGGAUGGUCAAAGCCCAGCAGCUGGGGAUGUGAUCCACGGCUCAGACCAUGAGGCAGUGCUGCAGCUAACAAAUCUGGUGGAAGGAACCUAUACUUUUCACUUGAAAGUAACAGAUGCUAAAGGAGACUCAGAUAUUGAUUCAGCAACUGUUGAAGUGCAGCCUGGUAUGACAAUUACAAGCUCAUCAAUACAUUAUCCCAGAAGGAGUGGUCUGGUGGAGCUGAUUCUGCAAGUUGGGGUGGGACAGCUGAGUGAACAGCAGAAAGACACUCUGGUGAGACAGCUGGCUGUAUUGCUGAAUGUUUUGGAUUCAGAUAUCAAAGUUCAGAAGAUACAAGCCUACUCAGAUAUAAGCACCUCGGUUGUGUUCUAUGUACAGAAUGGGCAUUCUUCCAAGGUGAUAAAGGCGUCAGAUGUCUCACGAACUCUGCACGUGCAGCUUUUGAAAGAGAAGGCUGACUUUCUGCUUUUUAAGGUCCUGCGGGUUGACACAGCUGCCUGUCUUCUAAAAUGCUCUGGACACGGACACUGUGACCCCAUAACAAAGCGCUGCAUUUGCUACCAGCUAUGGAUGGAGAACUUGAUUCAUCGUUACCUAAAUGAUGGAGAGAGUAAUUGUGAGUGGAGUAUACUCUAUGUGACUGUAUCUGGUUUUAUUUUGAUUGUGAUCAUGGUAGGGCUUGCCUGGUUCUGCGUCUGCUGCUGCAAAAGUAGAAAGAGGACGAAGAUAAGAAAGAAAACAAAAUAUACCAUCCUAGAUAACAUCGAUGAGCAGGAGAGAAUGGAGCUACAACCCAAAUAUGGUAUAAAACACAGAAGUACAGAACACAACUCCAGUCUGAUGGUCUCAGAGUCAGAAUUUGACAGUGAUCAGGACACUAUCUUCAGCAGAGAAAAGAUUGAAAGGGAGAAUCCCAAAACCCUUACCAAUGGAUCCAUCAGAAAUGGUGUCUCCUUCAACUACAGCUCCAAAGACAGAUAACUGGAUGACAGUAAAAGCACAGAAGACGCUGGUCCAACACAUGUGAAACAUGUUGGCCCACUUCUGUUUUUCCAGAACUGAAAGCUUCCUAAAAUAUCAACUAAUUGCAAAUGAAAGGAUGAAUUUCUAGUACAGUCAGGGGAAAGAAGGAGGGAGGAUUAGAUGGUCAGCUAACUCCUCUUGUCACCGUUAGAGGAACAAAGAAGACCACAUCUUAAGUCUUGCAUGUUCCAUGCUGAAUGUUUGUUUGAAGUUCAGAAGGUUUUUUUCCUAUAUCACUGGUGUGAAACUAGGCAGGGCUGUUAAGCUGCAAACAACAGUAACUGAGAUGCAUACAGAUUUGUGUCCUGCACACCUCUCUGUCUCUUGGAGAAGCAUUGUCAUCAUGAUGCUGACUUAAAACAGUGAAAGAUAGCAUAGAUAAAUUCCCUUACAACUUAUAGGUAGCUCUAUGUGACCACAAAGUCCAUCUUUAUUUUCAGUUUAGGUUGGGAACACAAAGACAGAGCAUUUUUAGUGCAUUGUAUUUAUCUCUGGUUCUGCUUUGUGACUUGCUUUGCUAUAGGGGUAGUGCUCAUCAGAUGGAAAUGUUGUUUUCAAAGGAAGUUUUCAAUUAGCAGUUGGACUUCAUUAUCUGUAAAGUAAUGUGAUACAUCUGUGUCCGGUAGGAUGCAAUGUUCCUUGUAUUUACGUAGAAAGUAUGGUGCCUGCACAGAAAUCCAGCCUUAGGUUUCUUCUGUAAUUAUGAAGAGGCUUUGGCUUUCUGGAGCCUGCCACAUUCAGCCAGAAAACAGUAGCAGAAAGGUGAGAAGGACUCCAUGCGAUGCACCUUCAGGAGCAUUUUUUAGCAUCCCAAAGAGCAUUUUGCUUAGAGAGCACUUUUAAGGAGCUCUGGACCUUUUAAGGCUGAACCCUCAGGUGAGGUGAGUUUUCAUCUGAGUCUGCCUCAAUGCUCAAUUAAAGAAUGUGCCAGGCAUUUGUGUAGUGAAAUGCUUGUGGUGAAAUAUGUGAAGCAGGAGGUUCAACACCUACCUCCAUUGUCACGGGAGCUGGUACUGAGGAAGGUUUUAGCUUGAACAUGAGAUUGUUUGACUUUUUCCUUUGUGGCUGUUCAGUGGCUAGAUGUGUUGGCUUGAAGAGAUCCCUUUAGAUGAUUGUGAAGGAUUGCUAUGUUGGAGUUCUGAUGUUUCUGUUUAUAAUCUGGAUAAUUUUUUUUCCAGAGUGCUUGUUAGCUUUUAAAGCUAUGCACCCAGUACUGCUCUUGAAAUCCCAAACUUUUACACCUAAGCCUUGUUUGGGAGGGCAUCUGUGUCAGCAACACUGUCUGGCCACACUGGGCUUUCCUGGAGGCUCUUUACUGACAUGCUUGGGCUGAGCUGGAGGAGCAUUGUGUUCUGAUGGAGAAAACAUUCCUCUGGGAGCAUUUUGGAUGGGUUUUUUUUAAAAAGAAAAGUUUUUUAAAUUUUUUUUUAAAUCUGAUAGUGGAGAAUCUAUUAAUACAGAAAGGUGGAGCAGUAGAAAGAGAUCAGGGGGAGCAGAUGAGAAAAGUCAACGAGUGGCCAUCGCCUGCCUCCAUGAUGAGGAAUAAUUUGAUGGUGAAUUUUGGGCUUUCCUCCAUCAACAGAGUAGUUGGGUUGAACACUGUGGUUCCUGUGCUUCUCUUGUUAAUGGAUCUGGGCAAAAGUCAGAAGAACUGUCUGGAGUGGAAGGAAUCGAUAGUCAAAAGUUGCAGAAACUUAGGGUGCUCGUAACUGGUUUCAUGCUUUUGAUUCUCAAAUGCAGCCAGCAACAGUCCCUAAGGCUGCUAAUUCUGCACUGAGGAGCAUUUAUCCUGUGCCCAGUUCUGCAUUUCUCUGGAGAGCCGAGUGUGGCUGCAGGAGUUGUAGUGCUGAGAGGGGCUAUGAAGAGCUACAAAGGGCUAAUGCAAGUGUUUUCCAUGUUUACCCAUACCCACCAGCAAGACGCAGUAUAAAUGGUAUGAUUUGCUUUCUUCAGAAGCCAAGGUUUAACUCUAUGUGUAUGGGAGUUCUAGGCUAUUUAUUGAAACAAAUCUACUUUAUCUCACCCUUGCCCUUCUUGAGAGAGAGUGUGUGUGUGUGUGUGUAUUUUUAAAUAACUGGGUCAAUGAAAGCAAAAUCAGCUUUUGAUGUCUUUCAAUUUCUGCUCCAGGUGUGUUAAUAUAAUAAAUGCCAAGUUCAUUUUAGAGCAUUCCUGAAGAAAGUUAAUGCCCACUUAAAAUACUAAUUUUUCUUUUUAAAUCAAAAUGUUGGGCUUAAUUCAUUCUGCACAAAUUCCAAAAUGUUCUAGCAGGAAUUAUGCUCUUGAAAACAUACAUUAUAAUUGUAUAAGCAAUUACAACUUCAUAUUUGCCACGCUGCCAUUCAUGCUUCUGCUAAAUACUGUAUCCACUGUGCCUUUAUCUAUAAAGCUGUCUUUUAGAACACAUCAGUGCAGUCAGCAGCAUCCUCCAGUUUUGUAGUGAGUCACUUGUGUGGUUUAGGUUUAUUUUACAUUUUUAAAGCUGAUGCUGAAGGCCAGGAAGUUUUUUUUCUUCAAGGAAUUAAAAUUCAGGUAUCUUUUUUUAAAAAAAACUGAAGACUGAUUCUCUAGUGAAACAACUGCAGAAAUCACAAAUCUGCUUUCCUCAAUGCUGCAGAAUUCCCAUGGCUAUUCCUCCUGCCCCGCACAUGUUGUGGACUCAGAUCUUUGGAUUGGUGCUAAGUUUCUGUGCCAUGAGAACGUAUGCAUAAUUUGACUAAGUAUUUCUCACUCUAACAAAUAAGAAACAUAAGACCAUUUUCUUAUUGCAUGAGGCUCUAGCAAGUGGGAGUUUGCCAAAUUCUGUACUCAAGAUGAUCAUUUGACAUCUUCAUUGGUAACAGUAUGUUAAGUUUUGAAAGCGGAAUAUAAUUUAAAUUUUUGAGCUUUUUAAUUCUACUGAUUUGAUUGUCCCAUCUCCUUGGAAGGAGAAGUCAUUCCUCUUACAUAAGAUCAGGCUUGCUUUUAGUACAAAACUUGCACAGAAGUUGAAAGUAAUAGUUUCUGGCUCUGUGAUGUUGUGCUGUUAUGUUUGUGUCGCUUGGCUAAGCAUCGUUUUGUCAGGAAUUUAGGAGAGACCAUAGCAAGCCUUAGGUCUUGAUUCAGUAUAAAUUUUAUUUCUAUAACUUUUGCUUUUUUGCAGAAUGUCAGGUCAUACCUGGAAUGAAAGGGCUGGAAAACUAGCUGUUAAGGUGCAAACUCAGUGGUAGAAUUCUGAUGCUAGCUUUCUGAUUUGGGUUAUGGUUUUGAAGCAGGUUCUCAGCCCUCAUAUUUACUUCCACACACCAUUUUCCUUCAUAUACAGAAAGAGCACUGGCAGCUUCUUUGUGAAAUAGGGAUGGGGAUAUUCCCAAGAGUUUCAUCUGCACAGAAAAGCAAGAGACCAAAUACUGCUCAGAGUCCACUGAAAAUACAGAAUAAAUUCAGUCUGUCACUGAUAAGAUAAUGCCUCUCUGAGGGCAGACAGUGUGCUGAUAGUUUCAGUGCUUCAUAGCCUUGAUGUAAUCAGCAGUUUUUCCUUUUCAUCUUGGUUUUACAUUUGUACAUGCUGAUUCACGCACAAGCAGAGAUUGUCCAGCUAAGAACCAUCUUUGUUUGCAUUUUAAGUAAGAAGUCUACUUUGGAAAAAAAAAAAAAAACUUCCUUACUAUUACUGCCCGAGGCGUGAAACAGGUCCACUACUCAAGUUCAGUACUCAACGCAGUGUAUAUGCAACACAAAACUGCCAUGCUGGGGACAGGUCAUCAGAGUGUGUUUCACUUUCUUAACCAAAAUGCCACUGCAGUAUGAAACUAAAUUUACUGUGGGAAAUCUGCUGAGAUGCACAUCCAAAUUCUCUGUCCUAUAGUUCAACCUUUAAUAUUAACUGGUAGACUGCUGAGAAAUCAAAGCAAAAUGUGAAUGGUCUAAUUGCAGAGGAAUGUUUGUUUAGAGAGGGGAGAAAAGGCUAUACCUGUUUCAUGUGCAAGAAUACAAUUCAGCUGUGUCCUUUUAGGUAAACAGUCUUGCCAGUCUCCUUCUGUCAGGUGCAUCAGAUAGAGGUACUGUUCAAGCAUCUCUUUUGUGCUGCCAGCUGUGUUUGCUUACAUGAUGCUAAUUUUCCUUUUCUUUCUUGGUGGCCAAACAGAAGAGCACACAUGUGAGAAAGAAAAGUCUGUGAACUGAACAGAGUGAGUGCAUGCGUGUGUUCUCUAUGCUGAAUUUAAACCUUCCGGAGGUAGUUCCGAUGUUCUUGACUACUAAGUGAGUUUUCAGGCAAAUUUAUUUUCUGUUUUAAGCCUCACAUGAAACUAGUUUUGCCCCUCAGUGCACUGAUAAUGGGCUGUACUCACCUGGAGUUUUGGGAUGCUGGCAAUAAAAAGAGAGCUGCUUUAGUCUUAUGAGCCAUUUUUGUGAGGUUUGAGAGGUAAACAUUCCUCUAGGAAAAGGGAAAUAGGAUAGAAGUGAAUUGCAGUUUCUUAACAUCAGCUAUUGCUUCUCAUUGAUCCUCACUAGAAUAUUAAUCCCAUACUUCUGCAGCAAAGGAGCAACCACUCCACAGACCUUUUAGGUACUGAACUCCCCAAGGUAAGGGAGGGAACCUUAAAUCUUAAGAAGUGAAUUUUAAAAAGGAGGGAGAAAAGACAAAUCAUUUUUUUCUUUUGCACAGGCUACAAGUGAAGAUGAGCUGCACAUCAGCAGUUGUCUCUGUAUGGAAGUACUUCUCCCUGUGGGUGGAUGAGUGAGCUAUUACAGAAUUUAUAUUAGAAAUCUGUUUCUAGAAAAUGUUAUUUAUUGUAAAGGUCAAUGUAUUGUAACUGGAACCAUUUCUGAGCUAAAAUUACAUUUAUGUAACCGCAAAUAAAGUUUUGUCUUUCCUUCUAGUCACUCGUCAGGUACUCCUUUAGACUUGGUCCUCUGUAUAGGACUCAACACUCAGGUCAGGCUAAUAGAGAUCUGUUGUUUCUUAUAGCUUAUUUCUGCACUCAAGCAUAAAAGCAAUUCAGUAUCUGAUCCAUUCCUACUGACAAAAGCAAAACUAUCUUUUUUUCAGAGAGGGAACAUAAUUCAGUACAUCAGAUAGAGAAAAAAAAAUCACAGCAGUUCAUAGUAAGAGAUUUCAUGUACUGCAGGUCCUUAAAUGAUUUAACUGGCUGUGUGUAAAUAUUUUCCAGCUGUCAUGCCAUGUGUGAUGAUUUCACAAGUUUUGUGGCUUAUUCUAUAGCAAAUCCAAUACUUCAGUGUUUGUAAGUACAAUGCUGCUUUGCAGGAAUAAGAGAUACCUGCAUGCAACAGAACACCCCUAUCAGCCAAGGGUGGACUACGCUGUCUGUUUCUGAACUGGAAAAGAAAAAUCAAUGCAUCAGUGUGUGUGAAGUUUGUGCUAAAUCACAGUAAUAAAAGAUACUAUGAGAUACAAGUGUCUUUCUGUAAGAAAAAACAUACACCAUAAAAGCAACUUGAAAUCUAUGUGGAUAUGUGGCACCUCACACAAUUCACAGUUGAGUCCUACAAGGGAAUACUGGCUGCUAAAUGAACUGAUGAGUUAGAGUGUCUGUCCUUUAUCGAUGAACAGAAUCUGCCCCUUGGUGGACUGUACAUUUUGGUAACAGUGGUAGCCCCCUCUCUCCCUUUUGACUAGGCUGAUGCAAGUCUUGUGCGACAGAAGAUAAUCAGCAGUGAUUCCCAAACACCUUAAGCCAGUUGUGCCAAGUAGCUUCAGCAUUCACUGACAGAGCCAAUAAACUGCCAACCUCUCAUUUCUUGGAAGGGUCUAGGCAGAGUUUUGACAUUGGAAACAUUUUAAACAAGGGUUAAAAUGUAACUCAGAUCUUCUGAACACCAUACUUAAAUCUUCUCUUUUAAGAUAGCUCAAACAUAAGCAGUAGGGAUAUGACGAAGGGCAUGACCAGUUACACUUAUGACUCUGCCAGUCACAGUAAAACAGUUAAUUGGUGCCAAGGCACAGCACAGACCAUCUUUUACUUCCAGGAUUGCCCAACCCACAGCAUGUGCCUGACUGAUUUAGAACAGUAAAAACUGUUUUACUCUGUGCAAACCAUUUAAACUGCUGUUUAGGUUCUGUGACUUAAUCAUGAAAGCACAACUAAUCAUCAAAACAGAACUGAUCGGCUGCAGAGAACUAGCCUGCUUAAACAUUGCCUCAAUCUUGGUGACAAGAGACAACGACUGCAAUCUGCCAGCUACUGUAAACAAAAUUAAGUACUAGAUAUUGGUCAGGCUUGACAUACUUCUCAGGAUGACUAAUUGUAUAUCUUAUAGAAUCACAGCACCAUUAAGGUUGGAAAAGACCUCUAAGAUCAUCAAGUCCAACUGUCAGCCCAACAUCACCAUGCCUACUAAACCAUGUCCUGAAGUGCCAUGUCUGCAUGUUUUUUUAACACCUCUAGGAAUGGUGAUUCCACCAUUUCUCAGGGCAGCCUGUUCCAAUGCUUGACCAAUCUUUCAGCGAAAACAUUUUUCCUAAUAUCAAAUCUAAACCUCCCCUGGUGCAACUUGUAGCCAUUCUCUCUCAUCCUAUCACUUGUAACUUGGAAGAAGAGACCAACAUGUAGCUCUCUACAACCUCGUUUCAGGUAGUUGUUCAGAGCAAUAAGGUCUCCCCUCAGCCUCCUCUUCUCCAGACUAAACAACCCCAGUUCUGUCAGCUGCUCCUUGUAAGACCUGUUCUCCAGAUCUUCACUGGUAUUGGAUCAUUGUUAGCAGCAUAAAGAGCCUCAUUCAUUUAUUCUGAGCACCCAAGACAACUUUGCCAGGUUCACGCACCAAUGGACAAGCAUUACCUAGAGCAACUUGCCAAAAAAAACCCAAUGUACACUGUGGUUGGAGACGAUUUCUGCUUAUUUAAGCUAAAAAUUCUAAUAUCUAGGAGAACAGGUAAACAGUUUCUUAGGAGUUUAAUGCACAGAGGGCAGGCAGUGGGGGUCAAACAACAUCUGUUUAAAAGGGUAACAUAAGAAAUUAAAAUGGAAAUUGCCCAUGACUGACUUGGGUUGGAAAUUAGAAGACAGUUUCUGAGGCUUCAAAACUGUAUUAACUGAAGGGAAAUAGAAAAAGCUUCCAAAAGAUCUAUUUAAAACUUAAUAAAUGAAGUAAAGAAUUAUAGAAGCAAUCAUAUUCUGGAAGCAGGGAAAAGCACACUGAUCCACAAAGCCUAUGUAUUGUAGGAAAAUGUUUGCUUCAGCAUAAAAGAGAUGCAUACAAAAUGACUGAUGGCAUAUUAGUACAUCAAAGAAGCCUCAUCUAUUUGAUUUAGACUCAAGGGGCUGUAAUUGGAGUAACCAAAAUCAAAGCCAAACAUCAUAAACAUGUAGAUGCAAAGAAGUUUCUUUUUUUCCAGUGCUAAAGCUGGCAAAACAAAACAUUCUCUGCAAAUGUGAGAUCAAAUUUAACGGGGUUGCUGUCUGUCAGUUCAAUGACUAAGGUAAUAUACCACAAAAUCCUGUGCUUUCACAGAAGUUAUUUAUUAAUUGAAAACACUUUUCCAUCACAGUUUUAAUAUCCAGAAAUCACUCAACUAUCACAAGCGUAAUCAACACAACUGAGGUGUGAGAAUUCAAGUAUAUCUUUUGUUGAAGAAUCACAGUUUUUGCUAUAAAGACAACUUUAAGAUUAUUCUGUGCUUAACUGACAUAGACCUUACCGACACAAGGAUACUAUGCUCGAAUCCAACCACAAUCCAAUCUAGACAAAGGUAUUUUUAAAGUUUAUUACAUACCUUAUCUUUAAUUAUGGUUUGUGCUUGUUAUCAGGCAUAAUAAAUUGUAUUAUUUGCUAGGAAAAAAGUAAACAUUUACUCAUUAAUUUUAACAGUGCCAUCUCAGAAAAGACAUCAAGAUUUUCAAUGCACCGAUAGAUCAGUAAUUUUGCAAUGAACAGAGCAGUGGGUUGAAGAAUUUAUCUUCCAACUGCACGGUCCCCAAAAGUACCCCCCUAUCCCAAGACUGCACUGUCAGACAGCAAUAAGCGAGAUUACUUUAAUUUCAACCUUACACUGCAAUUCACAGACGGCCAUAUUUUAAGCCUGGGCAAUUUCAGUGGCAGAUACUCUGCCUGUGUACAAUGCCUGUAGGUGUGCCUGCAUCACUAUUGCGGUACCAAGGCACCCAGGUAUGACCUCCUUCUACCUAGUUACUCUUUCCAAGAGACAUGUAUUGGCAGCCAAGGCUGGCAAACAGCUUCCUCUUCCACAAAAGCAUAUUGCCCAAAUUCACGCAGUCAGUGCAUUCAAGUUUAAGCUUGGAAGCUUAAGUUAAGAAAGUUUCUUGCAACUAGUGUAAAAGUAGGCCAUCCUUUUUUUGUUCUUGAGAACAACCACAUAUGCUGCAACUGAUAACAAUAUUAAAUCCUCAUGACCCUCAUGAC
This is a messenger RNA of Cuculus canorus (common cuckoo), 11918 nucleotides long. RefSeq names its product KIAA0319 ortholog. Gene Ontology annotation, biological process: negative regulation of dendrite development; neuron migration. NCBI's taxonomy places the organism in Eukaryota, Metazoa, Chordata, Aves, Cuculiformes, Cuculidae. Gene Ontology annotation, cellular component: plasma membrane; cytoplasmic vesicle. The record is from RefSeq and is a predicted model, not a curated record. The transcript is spliced from 21 exons. The coding region runs from base 249 to 3515 and encodes 1088 amino acids.